AUGGCUGAAGCUUCGUUUGCUCAAUCUGUUCUCAAUGCGAGCCCCAAUGAGGGCCCUUGGGAACAGUACAAGAUCUCCCCAGCCUCGAGGACGGUUUACCCUACCAAGGUGUACUCCACCGAGGGAGUCACUCAAUUCGCCGAGAACCUAGUUGGAAACACCGACACCAUCGCCUAUCUCAAGGGCGAGGGCGCUGCAAUUACUCUAGACUUUGGUUUUAACACGUGUGGUUUUUAUGCCGUUGAGUUUGGUGCAGACUCAACCGAGGGUCAGUCCGUCCACCUUUCGUUUGCCGAGUCCAACUAUUUUAUUGACAAGGACAAUGCUGACAGAAGUAUGGACUUCCUCAUUGAGGACAAAACGCUGGAAGUUCCUGUUAGUGAGGGGCUGUACGUGUGUUCUCAUGCGCUCCAGAGAGGAGCCUUUAGAUACAUGACGAUCUCUACUAGAAAGCCGGGCAAGGUUAGCAUCAAAAAGGUACACACGACCAUGAACAACAUGCCAUCUCUGGGCGACAACUUGAGAAACUACAAGGGUUAUUUCUACUCGAGUGACGAUUUUGCUAACACCAUCUGGUACGCUGGAGCUUACACUGUUCAGCUAUCGAUCAUCCCAACCGAUACCGGCAGAAGAAUGGACAUUGUUUCUCCAGCUACCGGCUGGUCCAAUGAUGUUCAGUGUGGAUUUGGUCCUGAAGUGCUUGUCGAUGGUGCCAGAAGAGAUAGAACCAUCUGGGCGGGUGACAGAGGUAUUUCUCAGCUGACCGAGUACAUCACCUUCAACAGUGAAUGUAGUGUUGACUCUACCACCUGGAUUCUGGCCCACCAGACGCCAGAGGGUCGUUUCCCUUACGCAUGUGAGCCUAUAUUAAGUUACAACUCGGACACAUACCAUUUGUGGUCAUUGAAGUGUAUCUACUCUUCCGUGUUCCUCAACAGCGCUUCCUUGGAGUGGCUCAAACAGGUGUGGAAGAAGUACACGCUUGCCAUUGAGCUGAUCUGGAAACAGGUUGAUGAGACUGGAACUCUCAAAAUUGACGGAGCUGCUGAUUGGGGUCGUGACAUGCUUCAAGGCCAUUCUACCGCCUGUAACUGUUUGCUCUACAUGGCACUGGUCGAUGGUGCUGAGUUGGCUGGUCUUCUGGAUGACAAGGCACACGCCGAGGAGUACACCUCCAAGGCUGAGGGCUUGAAGAAGGCGAUCAACUCCUACCUUUGGGACGAGAAAGAGGGUCUUUUCUUGGACACCGACGAGCUGGAAAUCCACUCUCACGAUGCCAAUGCCCUUGCCAUCUUCUACAAGGUGGCCACUGAGGAAAAGCUCGAGAGAAUCUCGAAGAACCUUACUAAGAGAUGGACUCCAUACGGUGCUCAGGCUCCAGAGAUGCAAUACUGUGUUUCGCCAUUCAUUAGUUCUUUGGAAUUGAUGUCGCACACUUUGGUCGGUCAUCCAGAGAGAUCCUACGAACUCUUCAAGACUAUGUGGGGAUACAUGUGGAAUGCUCCAUACAGUGUGCAGUCCUCGCUCAUUGAAGGUUACAACGGAGACGGUACUUGCAAAUAUCCUUUCAUUGGUUAUGACCCUGCCUACAUCUCCCAUUGUCACCCAUGGGCCAGUGGUCCUACUAUCUGGCUCACUAACCAAAUCGUCGGUAUCAACUUCCUUGGAAACGAGCACAAAGAGUGGACCUUUGCUCCUGAAGGUGUCUUUGCCGAGGGAUCCGUCGAGUUUGCCCAGGCCGGUUUCUCUUCCAAGACCGGUGGUUACAUCACAGCGGGUUUCAAAAAGCACUCUGCUGCUGUCUUGCAAUUGGUGAUUAAGGCACCUGCAAACACAACCGGUUCUAUUGGAAUCCCUGUUAAGACCGACUCCAAGAUUGCUCAAGUUGAGAUCAACGGUAAGCCAGUUGAAGUCUCCAAGGUUUCUUCCAACGGAAGACACUACUUGAUUGAGGGACUGGCCGCUGGUGAGUACGACGUGAUUGUUACGUAUGCUUGA
This is a messenger RNA of Kuraishia capsulata CBS 1993, 1998 nucleotides long. RefSeq lists its product as uncharacterized. Bases 1 to 1998 code for a protein of 665 amino acids. The record is from RefSeq and is a predicted model, not a curated record. Gene Ontology annotation, biological process: carbohydrate metabolic process. The transcript has a single exon. Lineage: Eukaryota; Fungi; Ascomycota; Pichiomycetes; Pichiales; Pichiaceae.